Biomphalaria glabrata is the source of this 1659-nucleotide messenger RNA. RefSeq lists its product as uncharacterized. Gene Ontology annotation, molecular function: oxidoreductase activity. The coding region runs from base 151 to 1314 and encodes 387 amino acids. Lineage: Eukaryota; Metazoa; Mollusca; Gastropoda; Planorbidae. The record is from RefSeq and is a predicted model, not a curated record. The transcript is spliced from 13 exons.
UUUUUUAAAACUCUUAUUUUAAUUUAGACCUAGUCUAGGUCUAGUUCACCUAACUUUUUAUCUCAAACCUAAUAAACUCUAUUAGUUUACAUUAUUUUGACUUUGAAUAGACUAGUUUAACUUAAGGCACUUAAGGUUGAUUAAAUAUCUAUGUAUCUGAAGCAUUUCUGCAGCGUUUUAUUUUCUCAAAAUGUUAGACAACAUUGUUAUCGUAAAGAUACUCUUCGGCUUCUGUGCACCACAAUGGCAUCAGAGAGCUCUGUUGUCACUAGAGAUGAAAUGCAUGAUUUCAUUAUUAGGUGUAUGGAGAAAGUGGGCACUAAGAGAGAGCAUGCUCAAGCCCUAGCUGAUCUUCUUGUUGCUGCUGACUAUAGAGGUCACUAUAGUCAUGGGCUUAACCGGCUUGAUAUGUAUGUGAAAGACAUCAAGGCUAAAAUGUGCGUGAGUGAUAAGGAGCCAGAGAUAGUUAAAGAAACUGCAGCCACUGCAUUGGUAAAUGGCAACAAUCUCUUGGGUCCUGUUGUGGGUAAAUUUUGCAUUGAUGUUGCAAUAAAGAAAGCUAAAGAAGCUGGUAUUGGAUGGGUUUCUGCCUAUGGUUCUAACCAUUUUGGUAUUGCUGGUUGGUAUGCCAUUAGGGCUAUGGAGCAAGGCUUAAUUGGAAUGGCAUUUACAAAUACUUCGCCUUUGAUGGUACCAACAAGAGCAAGAAAACCUAUUCUAGGCACCAACCCGAUUUCAUGUGCAGCUCCUGCCAAUAAUGGGGAUAGCUUUGUUCUUGACAUGGCCACAACUGCUGUCGCUUUGGGAAAACUGGAAAUUAAUGAAAGAAAAGGACUUGAAAUACCUUUAGGCUGGGGUUGUGAUGUCAAUGGGAAGGCUACAAAAAAUCCUUCUGAAGCAACUGGAUUGAUGCCUCUGGGUGGUACAGAAGAAUGUAGUGGCUACAAGGGUUAUGGCUUAUCUAUGAUGGUGGAAGUCUUUUGCGGAAUCCUAGCUGGUGCUCAGUUUGGUAGUAACAUUAGAAAAUGGAAGACCACAGAUAGGAUAGCUGACCUGGGUCAAUGUUUUGUAGCAAUAGAUCCAAAUGCAUUUGCCCCAGGAUUUACAGACAGGAUAUCAGAGUUAAAUGCCACUCUAAGAAAUCAAGAACCAGCAGCAGGUGAAGAGGAAGUUCUAGUACCAGGUGAUCCAGAGAGAAAACAUAUGGACAAGUGCAAUGCAUUGGGGGGAAUACCUUAUCAUACAAACCAGAUUACUUAUGCUAAUAAUCUUGCAUCUGAACUAGGCAUCCAACCUUUGAAAACAUUGAAUUAGUCGAGCAGCUGCAUUUAAUUCAGUGAAAAGAAUGUUUUCUAUCACCCUUGUUUUGUGAUGUAAUCAUCUUAACCAGUAUAAACAUGAGUUUAUUUCAAGUUUAUGUUAUUAAUGCUAAACACUUUUUGUAAUUUUAUUUGCAAUAUAUACCUUUACAUUGGAUAUGAAUUUGCGAAAGCCAUGAAAUUGCCAUGAUUCCCUUAUGUAUAUAAACAAAAAAAUGUUUAUCAUGAACAUUUUUUUAAGCUGUGAUGUGAAGCAUAAGGCAUAUUAUAAAUAUAUUUUGCUUUUACUUUGAGAUUUACAUUAAAUGCAAUAUACAAUAAAGAUUAUUUAGAACUAUAA